CUCCACAUAUAUAUUCUAGGGUCCCAAAAUACUUGAUCUUUCACAAAAGUUAGCUCCAAAUUUGUUUUUAUUUAUUUAUUAUUAUUAUUUUUUUUAGUUUUUUGUGAAUAUUUUUUUUAAUUAUAUCUACGUAGUAGAAGAUAACAUUUCAAUUAAUGCCAAAAUUGGUAAAGUCGGGAUUAUAUAUGUGAUCAAUUUGGCUAAUGAACAUAUAGAUUGUACACUAUCGACUUUUGUAAAACUAGGUAGCAAAUUUGCGAACCCAUACCCAUUUCGCGUAAUAAAAUUAAAGUGUACUACAUACCAAUUACCAAGUAACAUUACCCAUACACAACAAUAAUUCUCAUUCAAUAUUCGACUCGUAAAGUCGUACUAGUUUAUCUUUGAAAGGUGUAGAGUACACAAUUAAGCAAGCAUGGACGUAUGCACCAACGGCUCCCAACUCGACUACGAUCGCGUAAAAGAGCUGCAAGCCUUUGAUGCUACGAAGGCAGGGGUGAAAGGGCUGGUUGAUUUAGGUACAAAAGCAAUUCCUAGGAUAUUCAUUCGACCGCCAGAGGAGCUCGUACAAGAGCUUAGCACACCUUGUGUUAAGCUCGAGGUUCCAGUGAUAAAUUUUGAAGGGAUUGAUCGUAGUAAGGAUCGUUACAACGAGGUUGUCGAACAAGUCUUAGAUGCAUCAGAAAAUUGGGGAUUUUUUCAAGUUGUAAAUCAUGGGAUUUCUUCGGAAGUGUUGGAUAAGAUGUUGCAGGGGAUUCGGAGUUUCUUUGAGCAGGAUGAUGAGGUAAAGAAGAAUUUUUAUAGCCGUGACAUGACAAAACAAGUUAAGUAUAUGUCUAAUUAUGAUCUUUAUAAUUCUCGGGCUGCGAAUUGGAGGGAUACUUUGGCAGUUGACACUUAUAAAAUUGAUUAUCUCGAUCCCAAUGAGUUACCUGAAAUAUGCAGGGAUGCGAUGUUGGACUAUUUUAACCAAGUACUGAAGCUAAGUGAUGUUCUACUAGAGUUACUAUCUAUGGGUCUUGGACUCGAACCUAAUUAUUUGAAAGAAACCGAAUGUACCAAGGGAUGGGCUUCAAUAAACCACUACUACCCUGCUUGUCCUGCUCCAAAAUUGACCUUAGGAACAUGCAAACACACUGAUCCUGCAUUCCUCACUAUACUAUUGCAAGACCAAAUUGGUGGCCUCCAAGUCCUUCACAAAAAUCAAUGGGUCGACGUUCAGCCAAUUCCGGGAGCCCUUGUUAUAAAUAUCGGUGAUAUCCUUCAGAUUAUUUCCAACGACAAAUUAAAAAGUGUUAAUCAUAGAGUGACUGCUAAUCAAGUUGGUCCAAGAAUUUCAUCAGCAUUCUUUCUUAAAGGUAUUUCAUCAUCCUCAAAGUUGUACGGACCAAUUAAAGAGUUGUUAUCGGAAAAAAAAAAUCCAGCUAUUUAUAGAGAGUUCACUCUCGAUGCAUUUUAUGCACAUUUCUUCUCACGGCCCCUCGAUGAUGCUGGAUUUGAGUACUUAAAAAUACAAAAUCAUGGAGAUGGCAUGUAGAAAGAAAAUUCGAGGUUGAUGACUUGAGGUGAUGGAGCAGGGGCGUCACUGGAUUUGGGAUCCAAAUGUGUGCUAUUUCUAGGUGUUUUUUUGACGUCUAUUUGUUUAUCUUACGGAGUAUUCCCUCUGUUUCUUAAUACAAUACCUCUUUCUCUUUA
This is a messenger RNA of Chenopodium quinoa (quinoa), 1695 nucleotides long. RefSeq names its product 1-aminocyclopropane-1-carboxylate oxidase homolog 1-like. The record is from RefSeq and is a predicted model, not a curated record. Bases 416 to 1537 code for a protein of 373 amino acids. The transcript is spliced from 3 exons. Lineage: Eukaryota; Viridiplantae; Streptophyta; Magnoliopsida; Caryophyllales; Amaranthaceae.